GGGACGUGGGGGGAGGGGCGGGGAGGAGGAAGCGGCGGCGGCUGCGGAUGUCGCUGCGACCGAGUGGUGUUUGAGCACAGGGCGGCUGCUGAGCGCCCGACCCGGGCCUGCGCCGGAGCCCAGGCCAAGCUCCGCGGCCCCUCGCCCGGUAGGGCGGCCUUGCGCCCGUUGUCACUGAGGCGACGUGCCCCACAUUCUCCGCUUCUCGGGCCGGCCGGCUCUGGCGUCCCCUGGCUCCCCCUCGCUCGCCCGCUCCCUCCUGCGCGCCUGAGUCACCGCCGCCGCCAUGGCCGAGAAUGGUGAAAGCGGCGGCCCUCCGAGCUCCCAGGACAGCGCCGCCGCUGCCGAAGGUGCCGGCGCCCCCGCCGCCGCUGCUGCUUCCACGGAACCCAAGAUCAUGAAAGUCACCGUGAAGACCCCGAAGGAGAAGGAGGAGUUCGCAGUGCCCGAGAAUAGCUCCGUCCAGCAGUUCAAGGAAGAAAUCUCUAAACGUUUUAAAUCCCAUACCGACCAACUUGUGUUGAUAUUUGCUGGAAAAAUUUUAAAAGAUCAAGAUACUUUGAGUCAGCAUGGAAUUCAUGAUGGACUUACUGUUCACCUUGUCAUCAAAACACAAAACAGGCCUCAGGAUCAUUCAGCUCAGCAAACCAACACCAGUGGAAGCAAUGCUACCGCGUCAUCAGCUCCUAAUAGUACCUCCACAUCUGGUUCUGCCACUAGCAACCCUUUUGGUUUAGGUGGGCUUGGAGGACUUGCAGGUCUGAGUAGCUUGGGUUUGAAUACUGCCAACUUCUCUGAACUACAGAGCCAGAUGCAGCGGCAACUUAUGUCCAAUCCUGAAAUGAUGGUCCAGAUCAUGGAGAAUCCCUUUGUCCAGAGCAUGCUUUCAAAUCCUGACCUGAUGAGGCAGUUAAUUAUGGCCAAUCCACAAAUGCAGCAGUUGAUACAGAGAAAUCCAGAAAUUAGUCAUAUGCUGAAUAAUCCAGAUAUUAUGAGACAAACAUUGGAACUUGCUAGGAAUCCAGCAAUGAUGCAGGAAAUGAUGAGAAACCAGGACCGAGCUUUGAGCAACCUGGAAAGCAUCCCAGGGGGAUAUAAUGCUUUACGGCGCAUGUACACAGAUAUUCAGGAACCAAUGCUGAGUGCUGCGCAAGAACAGUUUGGUGGCAAUCCGUUUGCUUCCUUAGUGAGCAGUACAUCCUCAGGUGAAGGUAGUCAACCUUCCCGUACAGAAAAUAGAGAUCCAUUACCCAAUCCAUGGGCUCCACAGGCUUCUCAGAGUUCGUCAGCUUCCAGUGGCACCACCGGCGCCGUGGGGGGCACUAGUAGUGGUGCUGCCAGUGGCACUGCUGGGCAGAGUUCUACUGUGCCAAAUUUGGGGCCUGGAGUAGGAGCUAGUAUGUUCAACACACCAGGAAUGCAGAGCUUGUUGCAACAAAUAACUGAAAACCCACAACUUAUGCAAAACAUGUUGUCUGCCCCCUACAUGAGAAGCAUGAUGCAGUCACUAAGCCAGAACCCUGACCUUGCUGCACAGAUGAUGCUGAAUAAUCCCCUAUUUGCUGGAAAUCCUCAGCUUCAAGAACAAAUGAGACAACAGCUCCCAACUUUCCUCCAACAAAUGCAGAAUCCUGAUACGUUGUCAGCAAUGUCAAACCCUAGAGCAAUGCAGGCCUUGUUACAGAUUCAGCAGGGUUUACAGACCUUAGCGACUGAAGCCCCCGGCCUCAUCCCAGGGUUUACUCCUGGCCUGGGGGCAUUAGGAAGCACUGGAGGCUCUUCAGGAACCAGUGGCUCUAAUUCUGCAUCUGGUGAAAACCCAAGUCCCACAGCAGGAACCACCGAAUCUGGACACCAGCAGUUUAUCCAACAAAUGCUACAGGCUCUUGCUGGAGUGAAUCCUCAGCUACAGAAUCCAGAAGUCAGAUUUCAGCAGCAACUAGAACAGCUCAGUGCAAUGGGAUUUUUGAACCGUGAAGCAAACUUGCAAGCGCUAAUAGCCACAGGAGGUGAUAUCAAUGCGGCUAUUGAAAGGUUACUGGGCUCUCAACCAUCAUAGCAGCAUUUCUGUAUCUUGAAAAAAUGUAAUUUAUUUUUGAUAACGGCUCUUAAAUCUUUAAAAUACCCGCUUUAUUUCAUUUUGACUCUUGGAAUUCUGUGCUGUUAUAAACAAACCCAAUAUGAUGCAUUUUAAGGUGGAGUGCAGUAAGAUGUGUGGGUUUCUCUGUGUUUUUGUUUGUUUGUUUUUUGUUUUUUCCUGGAACAGUGGGAAUCAAUGCUUUUUCAUUUAAGGCUACUGCAUGCAUCAACCACUUCUGCAUUUAUUGUAAUUUUUAAAAAACAUAUCACCUUUUAUAGUUGGGUGAACAUAUUUUUGUCCUGCAUCUGUCCAGUUUAUUUGCUUUUUAAACAUUAGCCUAUGGUAGUAAUUUAUGUAGAAUAAAAGCAUUAAAAAGAAGCAAA
This is a messenger RNA of Balaenoptera musculus (blue whale), 2463 nucleotides long. It is a transcript of the gene UBQLN1, whose product is annotated as ubiquilin 1. Gene Ontology annotation, biological process: autophagosome assembly; regulation of macroautophagy. The transcript has 11 exons. NCBI's taxonomy places the organism in Eukaryota, Metazoa, Chordata, Mammalia, Artiodactyla, Balaenopteridae. Gene Ontology annotation, cellular component: autophagosome; cytosol. The record is from RefSeq and is a predicted model, not a curated record. Bases 287 to 2059 code for a protein of 590 amino acids. Gene Ontology annotation, molecular function: polyubiquitin modification-dependent protein binding.